AUGAUGGAGAAUCCCGUAUCGUUGUUGUGGAACGGUGGUUUGGAUUUUGGUGAACCACCUAAACUCUGUAACCUAACCCAUCGGUUGACAACACCGUCACCCCCAGUAAACAAGAAGAUCUUCGAAGCCUUUUCCAACGAUCCUGUUGAAGAAACUGGUGAAACCAAUCCACUUGCCAAGUAUUUUUCAACGCGAAGAAAUACAUCAUCUACCUCAAAGGAAGCGGCUACUCCAACACCGUCACCAUCAGUAAACAAGAAGAUCUUGGAAGCCUUUUCCAACGAUCCUGUUGAAGCAACUGGUGUAACCAAUCCACUUGCCAAGUAUUUUUCGACACCAGCUCCGGAAGUUAAAACAACUGUUAAGGUUGAGAAGUUUGUUGAAGUUAAAGCACCAACUUCAACCCUUCCACCAGACGAAUACGUCGUUGAACAAGUUGUUGAAAACUUAGAUCAAUCAGCCAUUGAAGUUGGACCAACAUCACCAACUUCGACACCUCCACCAGACGAAAACAUCUUGAGGUCCGUUGCAAAAGAUUUAGUUCAAGCAGCUAUUGAGACCAGCAAAGAAGAGUUAAUAUCCGAGCAAAUAUCGCGUUUUGAUUCAUCUGCCUCUCAAGUUAAGAAGUUUGUAGAAGUUCAGGCGUUAUUAUUAAAAACGUCGACUUCGACCGUUCCACCAGACGAAUACAUCUUGAGGGCCGUUGCUAAAGACCUAGUUCAAGCAACUAUUAAAGCAAGUCAGGUGGAUUUAUUCUCCGAAGUAACAUUGUUAGACAGCUCCUCCUCAGAUCAGCCUUGUAAGAAUAAGAUGUCGAACAAUCAACACUCGUCGGCACACGAGUUCUUUGACAGCUUUGGUUCAUCCGAUUCCGGCACUGCACCCUUUCAUCGUGUUGACCACAGUUUCUUUACGCCUAACAAGAAUCAAACAUCGUUCCCGGCCUUGCCACCAACAUCGAAUGCAGCCGAGCAACGUUUCGUAUCGCCAGCGACAAACGCUCAAAAUUUUGAGCCAGCAAAUCUGAGCGCGUAUGCACAUCCACGUCAAAAUGUAGGAGACCACGCCAUGUCGAUGCAAGAACCAUCAUAUGGGGCACAGGAGCGAUAUUCAACAGCUCAACUCUUUAGUGAAGCUGGUGCUUCAACUACUAAAGAAACACCUCAUGCCAAACAGCUCUCGGAUGCUGAGAACCAUGCAACAUUGACUCCACCAUCUUACGGGUCAAAUUUGCCAGAACAGCCUUCUGCCCAUACUGGAAACGACCUGUUUAACGUGGCAAAAUCAUCUACUCCUGGUGGUGGAACGUCACAGUUGUUUUCCGGGCAGCACCAGAAUGAUCCUUUCAAAGCUGGUGCUUGGACGUCAACAGAGGACCUAGCUGAGAACCAAUCUGCGGCACAGAAUUCCAUUCCAACAUCUUCAUCGUAUGCACCAAUGGCAGGCUAUCCUGGAGAAACCCAGUCGGCACAAAGGAAACUUGCUUCAUCCCUCACGUCUGACAAUGCCGUUAAUUCUGAAGCGUCUCAGCCUGGAUUUUCUAUAAACAACGAGGAAAAUAAUCACGUUUUACGUUCAGACGUUGUACAACCUGAUACACCGCAGUUGGGACCAAGCAGCAUGGUACCUUUUACUAGUAAAGAACAACUGCCCAGUAACCAUCAAACAGCAUGGCAACCGGCUACUCAGCCAUUUGAUUCGCAGGCAUCAAGCGACGAUGUCAAGGCUGAACCAACUCAGUGGGACGCUAUUGAUCCUCACGGUACUCCACGGAAUACCCAACAAGCAUCAACAUUGCAACAAACAAGUGGACCAGUAUAUGUGGGUGAAAAGUCCAGCGGGAUUUUUUAUACUCACCCAUCGUCAAACGAUCAGUCAGCACAAUUUGGUAACCAUGGUGCUGGCACUAUCGGUUCAGCUAAUCUUGAAUCAAGUUUACCCAAUUUGGAAACCAUGACCGCUCGUGACGAUGAAUCUCGUGAUGGUAAUUCACUAUCAGGUCACCAGGAAGUUCCAGCAUUUGGUCACGAGCGAGUGAAUUCACUCAAUACAAGUGAUCCCAAACUUGAUACACCUCCGGCUAACACAAGCACCAUCAUCUCCAAUGAUGACCUAACAUCGGGCAACCAGCAAGCACUCUCCAGUCAACAUUUGGGUGCUUCGGUUACCAUGUUUCCUGUUGGUAUGACACCACAGAACACCAAUAAAGCAUCUAUUGCUUCGACCGAGACCAGAGGGAGUCAACAACUGGAUACCGUCGACCCGAACCAGCAUCCGUCGGCCUUUAUGCCAGUGAAGCCAAACUUCCCGAGCUCCCAAGACUACGAAGAAAGAGUUCGGGAAUCGUGGAAAUCAGUUUGUUCCAGUUUCCAGCCAUGA
This is a messenger RNA of Dendronephthya gigantea, 2379 nucleotides long. RefSeq lists its product as uncharacterized. The transcript is spliced from 4 exons. The record is from RefSeq and is a predicted model, not a curated record. NCBI's taxonomy places the organism in Eukaryota, Metazoa, Cnidaria, Anthozoa, Malacalcyonacea, Nephtheidae. The coding region runs from base 1 to 2379 and encodes 792 amino acids.